Messenger RNA from Papilio xuthus (Asian swallowtail), 685 nucleotides. RefSeq names its product low-density lipoprotein receptor domain-containing jelly belly protein (gene jeb). The transcript is spliced from 3 exons. The record is from RefSeq and is a predicted model, not a curated record. NCBI's taxonomy places the organism in Eukaryota, Metazoa, Arthropoda, Insecta, Lepidoptera, Papilionidae. Gene Ontology annotation, molecular function: transmembrane receptor protein tyrosine kinase activator activity; protein binding. The coding region runs from base 53 to 340 and encodes 95 amino acids. Gene Ontology annotation, cellular component: terminal bouton. Gene Ontology annotation, biological process: positive regulation of MAPK cascade.
CGAGCGCCGCCGCGCUCGAAAUUCCAAGCGCACCCCCUACCUGCCCGCGGAAAUGCCCGGCAGCCAGACUAUGCUGCGAGCCUCGCGCUCGAACCGACCUUAUGAUGUACCGCAAAUUGAGUGUCCGCCGGCGGCGGAUGGUAUGGAGCGGUUCGCCUGCCCGACGCCCGACCGACAGGGCCGCUACCGCUGCAUCGACGACCACGUGCUGUGCGACGGCUUCAUUGACUGCCCCAAUGGCGAGGACGAGGACCGUCAGGCCUGCAUGUUUUAUAAAACGACAAAAGCUCAUCUAGACGUGUUGGCAGAUGCGCUCCUGCGAUGGGCGCGCGGCCGCUAAACAAUCCAUCCCUCCGACAACAUUCCCUAGUGUUACCGAACCGACAGUACUGCACGAACCCAAACAGACUGACAUAAAUACAAUCAACCGACAUGUGCGAGAGUUCAGUGGAAGCUGCGAAUACACAAGAUAACAUUCGGGCGCAACCAGACGUGGGACUUGAUGCCUUCAAUAAAAAACAUAUCAGAAGUGGUGCAGUCUAUGCCAAAACAUGAGCACUCAAAGUGUGUAAGAAAUCAGACUGCGAACAGAAAGGGUGACUUCGUACGCCUGAGGUUUGAUGAGCACACUAAGUAAUUCUGGUUCGUCCCAAUAUCCUAUCUACGUGCAGCUUAUUUAUUUCCC